Messenger RNA from Cooperia oncophora, 522 nucleotides. The record is from the annotation of a GenBank genome assembly. Lineage: Eukaryota; Metazoa; Nematoda; Chromadorea; Rhabditida; Trichostrongylidae.
AUGAUCACCUUGGCCACAAUGCUCUUUUCAGGACCCACUGUGUACCUUCCAAUCGCGUUCCGGGACCGAGCUGCUGAGAUAUACACGUCAGAUUAUGCGCAAGUCAACAGGGACGUGUUACAAAGUUGGAUAGAAAACAAGUCAUCCUUUGACUGGUCAAAUGUUUGCGAUUGGAUCGCCAGUAUAGAAGCUUGUGGCGAGACCCCAUCAAGGAUGCAACAAACUGCGAGGGGAAAAAUGAAAGCUGUUUUAGAGGUGGACGUACAAAAGACACCUGUCAUUCAAGGUGUACAUUGGCAGCGUGAGGGUUCUAAAAUUCCGGAAAAAUUCCAGCUUCAAGGCGGUGUAACAGACGCUACGACGUACAACUUCGGUGGAAAAGUGUUCAAAUGCCAUCGUCUGCAACGGAGUCAUAUCGAGGAAUCACUAGAGGAAAAUGGAAUGUCAAUCACGGCCGAAGAUGGAUACAAGUUCAUUACGCAUGAAGAUAUCUUCCUCUUGGUUUCAAAGAAAAUUAGAUAA